AUGACAUCAAUGGUUGUGACAAUUGAUGACAUUUUGGAUCAAUUGUGGAGUGAAAACAAACGACUUCUUAAAGAGUUAUUGUUUGCCAACAAAUUGAAGAUAUUUUUGAUGAAACUGUUUAUCAAAUAUGAAGAAUAUAUUGAUGGAGAAGACAAACAUGAGUUCAAGCAAUUAGAAGAAGAGAUUCAAUUGAAGGAUAAGGAGAUUGAAGAGGACAGUCAUAUCGUGGAUAUUAAUAUCAAUAAAUUUAAUGAAAAUAACAGACAGAAUAGGAUAUCAAAGAUUAGAUCAAAUAUUAACACUAAAAAAUUUUUUAUUCAUCGCAAGACAUGUAAACCAAAGGAAAGAAUUUUCAUGAAAAUGAUUUACGAUAAGAAAAGUCGAAAAUAUAAAUGUCGUUAUAAUGGCUGCGACAAAAUGAUUAGUACAAUGGCUGGACUCAGAUAUCAUGAGAGGACAUAUCACGAGAGAGAAUCAACAAAAUGGUUGAAAUGUCAGUACAUUGACUGUCAGUUUGAGACUUUCACUGAUAGCAAAAUGUUGUCACAUAUUAAUGUUAAACACUUGAAUGUCAAGACAUUUGUUUGUCCUAUCAGUGGAUGUAAUAAAGCAUUGAAAUCAAAGGAUUCGUUACAAAGACAUUCACUUAUCCACACAAAUACCUUAAUUAGCUGUGAUUUUGAUGGCUGUCAGCGACGGUUUAGAUGUAAAAAAAUAUUGAAUCAACACAAGGCUCAACACAAGAGUGUGCCGACACUUACCUGUUCAGCGAAAGGAUGUGUGGAAAAGUUUUUUACAGAAUCAGAGAGACAAAGACAUCGAAGAAUAAUUCAUAAUUUUAAGCGAAAAAGGUUUAAUACAAAGAAACGGUGUGUUUGGCCCGGAUGUGACUAUUUUGGUCAAAAUGUGUCCACUCAUAUGGAAAUUCAUACGGGAGAGAGACGGUAUCCAUGUCUUUGGCCACAUUGUGGUAAACGGUUUAGGGAUUCGGGAAGACUUAGAUUUCAUAUGAAUGUUCACAAUAAUCUUAAACCAUAUGUAUGUCGUUGGCCGGGAUGUGAGUAUCGGUGCGCUAAUAAUUCAAAUGUUAUUAAACAUAUGAAACAAAUUCACCAAAAACUGUGA
Messenger RNA from Oppia nitens, 1125 nucleotides. Its product is annotated as zinc finger protein 143-like. The transcript is spliced from 2 exons. Bases 1 to 1125 code for a protein of 374 amino acids. Gene Ontology annotation, biological process: regulation of transcription by RNA polymerase II. NCBI's taxonomy places the organism in Eukaryota, Metazoa, Arthropoda, Arachnida, Sarcoptiformes, Oppiidae. The record is from RefSeq and is a predicted model, not a curated record. Gene Ontology annotation, molecular function: DNA-binding transcription factor activity, RNA polymerase II-specific; RNA polymerase II cis-regulatory region sequence-specific DNA binding. Gene Ontology annotation, cellular component: nucleus.